Molecule: messenger RNA, 2589 nt
Organism: Kockovaella imperatae
Lineage: Eukaryota; Fungi; Basidiomycota; Tremellomycetes; Tremellales; Cuniculitremaceae
Product: putative glycerol-3-phosphate O-acyltransferase
Exons: 11
Coding region: 217-2529 (770 amino acids)
Biological process (GO): phospholipid biosynthetic process
Cellular component (GO): endoplasmic reticulum membrane
Molecular function (GO): glycerone-phosphate O-acyltransferase activity; glycerol-3-phosphate O-acyltransferase activity
Source: RefSeq, a predicted model, not a curated record
GCAUGAGACUGUGUGCCACGUUUUCCAUCGCGAUCGAGACGUGUCGUCAUUUUGGGGAUGGUCCGCUACGACCAACUUCUUACCCUUCAGUACUACGACCUGGUUUUUCUUGUGACAACUCGACUAGACUAGAAAGGUCGUUAUUGAGAGAGCGAGAGCGUGAGAUAGGGAGUGUGCGAGUCAAGGCUCGUCCUCUUCAUUGACUCUCCUCUCAUCAUGGCAGCGGGUCUCGUCUAUGAUCUGGUCCUAGUCUUCUGGCGCAUGGUCAUCAACAUCUUCUUUCGUGAGAUCAGACCAAGAGGCGCAUUCAAUAUUCCCAGAGAUGGACCUGUCUUAUUCAUCUGUGGACCUCACUCGAACCAAUUUCUCGAUGCGCUGCUAUUGUUCUCGGAAGUCAGGAAGGAGGCGCACCGUCGAGUAUCCAUCUUGACGGCUGCCAAGAGUAUGCAACGCAAGUUUGUCGGCUUCGUAGCGAGAAUCAUGGAUAGUAUACCCGUUGCUCGAGCUGCAGAUUCUGCCAAAUCAGGAACAGGUCGAAUCGUCCUCUCAUCCGAAUCGCUAACGGUUCUCAAGGGAGUGGGGUCAAAAUUUACCGUGGAAGUCAAACCGCGCUGUACGAUCAUGCUGCCCAAAUUUACAGGAUAUGCAACAGCUUCUGUGGAAGAGGUGAUCUCCGAUACCGAGAUACGGCUCAAGGGAGAAUUUGUCGUCCCUAACAAGGAUGGAAGUGCAGAUGUCAAGGCCUCUGGAAAGAUCAGGAACCUAGGCGAGAGCAAAGAGGGUCUCCAAUACAAGGUCCUACCAUAUGUCGAUCAGGAAGAGACAUACGGUGCAGUAUUCAAACGCUUGAAUGAGGGAGGAGCCAUUGGCAUUUUCCCAGAAGGCGGAUCUCAUGAUCGAACCGACUUUCUUCCGUUGAAAGCUGGAUUCGCCAUCAUGUCCCUCGGAGCCAUGGCUGCGAAUCCCGGACUCGAUGUCAAGCUCGUUCCAGUGGGGUUGUCCUACUUUCAUCCUCACAAAUUCCGAUCGCGAGCCGUAGUCGAAUUCGGGCAGCCUAUAUCGGUAUCCAAGGAGCUCGUCGAAGAGUUCCGAGAAGGCGGAGCUAAGAAAAGAGCAGCUUGUGGAAAACUGCUAGAGCAAGUUCACGAUGGAAUGCGAGCGGUAACUCUUCGGGCCCCGGAUUGGGAUACGAUGCAAGUCAUCCAGGCUGCUCGGCGGCUGUACCGCGUGCCGGGUCAGCAUCUCACUCUUGGCCAAGUCGUCGAACUCAGCAAACGCUUCAUGGAAGGGUAUCUCCACUACCAACACGAACCAAGGAUUAUCGAGCUUCGAGACAGGGUGGUCUUGUACAAUCGAAAACUCCGUGACCUAGGAAUAGCAGAUCAUCAAGUCGAACGAGCUUCCAAUCGAUCUAUCAAGUCCCUUCUCUUGCUCAUCUAUCGAACCGGUCUCCUCCUCUGGUGGGGACUGCUCAGUCUUCCCGGCGUAGUCCUCCACGCUCCGGUUUUCAUCCUCGCCAAAGUCAUCUCUCAUCAAAAGGCAAAGCAGGCCCUUGCAGCGUCAACAGUGAAGAUUGCAGGUCGAGACGUCCUUGCCACCUGGAAGGUCUUGGUUUCACUCGCUGUUGUCCCCCUUCUGUACAUCUCCUACGCUUUCCUGAUAACGUUCCUGGCGUAUCGAUGGAAUUGGGCUCCCGAAUGGAGGCAAUACUUGCCAAUUAUCAUGUUUUGGGUCCUGCCGAGUCUUGGCUACUCGGCACUCAAAUUUGGCGAGGCUGGAAUGGACGUGGCCAAAUCCCUUCGUCCCCUAUUCUUGAGUCUGUGGCCGUGGAACCAACGUGAAGUCGAUCGGUUGAGAAUGAUGCGCGAGGGUCUGGCGAAUGAUAUCAGUGAUAUUAUCGACGAGUUUGGGCCAAAGCUGUACGAGAACUUUGAGCAGGCCCGGAUGAAACCGUCAGCCACUGUACCUCAGACUGGCCGAAGGCCAGGCAUGUUCACUCGAAAAUCUCAAGCUGCAGACUCGUCUGUCCUCUCGCACCCUAUCCUGUGGCUGGACGAGAGGAUAUUUGGCUGGAAUCGAAGCGCUUCAAUUGGGGCCUCCAUCUGGGAAGGAAGAACACCUGGCCCUCGAUCAGAGCCAUCAACUGCUCCUGGUAGUCCUGCGCAGUCUGACCACGAAGAGCUAGAGGCAGAUGUGGACUACGAUGAUGUGCUCGCCAUUAUCGACACUCGUCGGAGCGGUCCAGGCUCACCAAGGGGUAAAAGGCGUCAUACGGGGAGAUCUUACCGCGACGUGGCUAGCCUGAAUCUGCACGAAAAUGAGGCCACGUCACCACCGAAUGGCACGAAUGGUCCGAGCAGUCCGACUUUCGGGGAGCAGAAGCUAGAACCGGAUCUCAAUCCAAGUUCGAAGGAUGACGAAGGGAUCGUCAGGCUCAGGCGCAAAGGGGAAACGGAGAAUUCGGCUGGUGCCGGGAAUGAUGGUGAUCAGGGAGGCGAUGCUUUGGGACUCAAGUCAAAGUCAGACUGAAGGGCUUAUUAGAGUGGGCAGGUGUCUGGGAUGGGGCAUACAUUAUGCAUCGAUGGUGCG